AUGCAAAUAUUAUAAUCUUAUUUAUUUAUAAAAAUACUAACAAAGUACUUUAUAGUUAUUAGUUAAUAAUAAUUUCAUUUAAGAUUUUCUACCGAAUAUUCCUUUGUAAAAACUAUUAAAUCAAAUUAUAUUAAAAAUAGUAAUACAAUCAAUAAACAAAUAAAUAAAGAAACACACUUUAAUAAAAUUAUUAAAAAAAUAUAUAUAUAUACAUAAAUUAGCAAAAAAAAAAGUAGAUUGAUGGCAAGCAGAACUAUUACAUUAAAAAGAUUUCUUAUUUUGAAUAGUAUUUGGGCUAUCCCUCUUUUUUCAAGUCAAAAAAUGGAUUCUUUCCAAUGCUAUAUCAAGCAAAUUAAGCAAAUAACUAUGAAUAAGGUCUAUGCAGCUACCAAAGACAAUAAUAAUUACAUAAUAAUCUCUACUAAUGGUGGUGAAUUAAAUAACAUUAAAGAUGAUUAAAUUUAGAGUUUAAGUUCAAAUAUUUGCAAUGAAAACAAGGAAAUUCUAUAAAUUAUUGACUUGAUUCAAAAGAAGCAAAAGCAAGAUGAGUCAGAAGGUAAUUAAAAGCAAAAUAAAGAAGAUAAAAAGCAAAAAGAAAAGGACGAUGAAGAUAAAGAAAAAAAAGAAGACGAAGAUAGUGACGAAGAAAGUGAUAGUGAAAGCAGUGAUGACGAUGAUGAUGAUCAAAGUGGUGGAAUUCUAAUCCCUGUUAUUGAAUGGGUAAAAGGCAUUAUUCCAAGAGUAAUUCCUAAUCCAUAAUCUUAAUCUUGA
Molecule: messenger RNA, 771 nt
Organism: Tetrahymena thermophila SB210
Lineage: Eukaryota; Ciliophora; Oligohymenophorea; Hymenostomatida; Tetrahymenidae
Exons: 3
Source: RefSeq, a predicted model, not a curated record